AUGGAGGAAGAUGAAGAGCAAAAAGGGAAGAAGGAAAAGGAUGGUUCACACAAGGAGCAUAGACAAGGAUGGACUCCAUGUUUCUUCCAGAGGCCAGACAAAGAGUUGUAUCAUUACGUCGGGCAGGAGAUCAUCAUCCAGGAGGCUUUUGACUCAUAUGCAGGCAUGAUCUGGCCAGCGGCUUUGGCUCUCUGUCAGUACCUGGAUUCUCAUCGGAACCAGCUGAGUCUUGUGGACAAAGCAGUCCUGGAGAUUGGUGCAGGAACUGGCCUUCUGUCCAUUGUGGCGUCACUCCUCGGGGCCUGGGUGACUGCCACCGACCUUCCAGAGGUUCUGAGCAACCUGAGAUUCAACCUGUGCAAGAACACCAGGGGGCGGUGCCGACAUACCCCUCAGGUGGCCCCUCUGUCAUGGGGAUACGAUCUGGAGAGCACUUACCCCACAUCGGUCUACCGCUACGACUACAUCCUAGCCGCUGAUGUGGUCUACCACCAUGACUUCCUGGAGGAGCUCAUGGCCACCAUGAAGCACUUCUGCAAGCCCGGGACCACCUUGCUCUGGGCCAACAAGGUCAGAAUGGAGUCUGACCUCACGUUCGCAGACAAAUUCAAGAAGGCCUUUAAAACAAGGGUUCUGCAUGAGGACGGAGAGAUAAAGAUCUUCAUGGCCACUUGCAGAGAGGAUGGAACGAGAAAUGAGCUAGGGGAGGGCGGCUGUUUCCAUGGAAACAAGGAUGGAGAACCAGCCAAUCAGUGA
Dunckerocampus dactyliophorus (ringed pipefish) is the source of this 756-nucleotide messenger RNA. Its product is annotated as protein-lysine methyltransferase METTL21C-like. Gene Ontology annotation, cellular component: cytoplasm; cytosol. The coding region runs from base 1 to 756 and encodes 251 amino acids. Lineage: Eukaryota; Metazoa; Chordata; Actinopteri; Syngnathiformes; Syngnathidae. The transcript has 5 exons. Gene Ontology annotation, biological process: peptidyl-lysine methylation. The record is from RefSeq and is a predicted model, not a curated record. Gene Ontology annotation, molecular function: protein-lysine N-methyltransferase activity.